This is a messenger RNA of Lobosporangium transversale, 418 nucleotides long. RefSeq lists its product as hypothetical. The record is from RefSeq and is a predicted model, not a curated record. The transcript is spliced from 2 exons. The annotation marks the transcript as partial. Lineage: Eukaryota; Fungi; Mortierellomycota; Mortierellomycetes; Mortierellales; Mortierellaceae.
AAUUGAUUCACCAUCGCCGACCUCAUGAAACAACAUAGACUGUCUCUCAAGGCCUUUUUGAAUGCUUGCUUCCCCUCGCAGAGCAAAUAUAUUCAGGGUAUUGUUCAAAGCUACUAUAGAGACAAUGGGCCUGCUGAAGCUAUCGAUCUCUGGCAAAAACAAAUAAUCCGUCCAAAUCACCGAGAGAGAACCGUUCCUGCCGCUGUCAAUUUUGCACUCGAGCAUAUCAAAGAUGAACUGGAACGAACCUCUCAAGACAAAGCCUUGCACUUUCCAGUGAAUGGUAUCACACAGGAAAAGAUCAAAGGUUGUUCAAAGGACCCGUCGAUAGCUGUACCUGUGAUUGCCAGUGUAUUUGCAUUUCUAUGUAACUGUAGAUGUAACUAUCUUCAGUUAAUGCUAGGACUGUAUCUGUUCA